UAUCAAAGUGUUACAACUAAAUAUUGUCACAAUUACUCGCUCGUCGGAGAGCACAACCGACCUUCGCGCCAGAGUGCUUGCAACUGUCUGGGAAUAAGUAAAGAAUGUGAUUACUUUGGACUUAAAUAUCAAAAUGCUAAAGGCGAAGAGCUCUGGUUGAAUCUACGUAAUCCUAUUGAGAGACAAACUGGAGGAGUUGCACCGUUGCGGUUUGCAUUGAGAGUUAAGUUCUGGGUCCCGCCUCACUUAUUGUUACAAGAAGCAACCAGACAUCAAUUCUACUUGCACUCGCGUCUGGAACUGUUGGAAGGCAGACUUAAAGUUACAGACUGGGCAUCAGUUGCAAGACUGGUGGCAUUGUUGGCGCAAGCUGAAGCUGGGGAUUACGAUCCAUUGUCUCCACCGCAUGGGCUUUAUUCUCAAUGCUGUCAAAUUCAGCCCAGCGGUCCUUGCGAACCGAAACCCCACGAUUUUCUUCAUCGAAUAAUUCAGCAGCACAAAGAAAUAAAAGGAAUGAAAGCUUCAACAGCUGAGUACUGGCUGCUAAAAGAAGUAUCUAAUUUGGACACAUUUGGCCAGGAAAUGUUUCACAGUAAAUUUGGCUCAAACGCAGUCUCGAUGAUCGGCGUUGGACCGCACGGAAUUACCGUUUACCGGGGAGAGAAUGAUGAAAAACAAAAUAUACCUUACACGGCCAUACAGAGUGCGACAUCCCAGCGACGGAUGUUUCACCUGAUCUACCUGUCUCUUGACGGUGAAGAAACGUCAUUGGACUUUAAAUUGGACUCUAGUCAAUCAGCGAGUGGAUUGUACCGGGCUAUUACGGAAAAGCAUGCCUUUUACAGCUGUGAAACCGUCAGGAGCGCCGUCACUGCUCAGUUUAUACGUGAUCUCAAGGGAACUAUUAUUUCCAUUUUCAACGAGGACUCGACUCUGGGUAAAAAAUAUGUCUUCGAUAUCCGCAGAACUUGCCGGGAGGUGUAUGAUAAUGCACGAAGAGCGCUUUACUGUGAGGCUGUGAAUAUUGGGUUGCCAGAAGAAAGUCAACUUUUAGAUAAGCAUGACUGUGGAGAUUGUGAAAAUUCAAAGUGCAAGGAGUCCCGAGAAUGUCUUUCACGACUAUUGGACGCAAUGCUCUGCCGAAUUUGCAUGGAUCGGAGCCUGGACACGGCAUUGUUUCCAUGCGGACACGCUGUUGCCUGUGUUGAAUGUGCACGCCGUUGUGAACGGUGUCCCCUUUGUCGUGCCGAUAUCGAUCACUGUAGAACGAUUUAUCUUCCGAUAGAAUUGGCUCACGUGGAUACCACCAAACACAAUAUAAAUAAUAAUCACAACAAUAACGAAAACAACAGCCUCAAGCUAUUGCCGAUGGACAGCGGCGAGUCGACGCUCAGCAUUAGUCAAUCAGAAGAUGUUAUCAACCAGGCCAAUCCGAGGAAUGAUACUGAUAUUGGCAAUCACGUCAUUUGAGAUAGACCUAAUAGAUUUAGAUCCGUACUGUUGACCAGAAUUUUACGGAUUUUCACCUGCGGUGUCGAGCGCACUCAUCAAGUUGGAUAAAAACACCACCAACUUAAAUAAUUAAUAAUUAGUUACUAAUACUAACAAUUAUUAUUAUUACUAUUAUUAAAUAAUCAUUUAUCAUCAUAGUCAUAUGCUUUUAUCAUGUAACAAUAUCUACGUAUAUUUAUGUGAUGUGAUCUUUUUUAUAUUUCGAUUCAUACCAAUUUAACAUUUAAAUAUAUUUUAGGGUAAUAUUAUUAUUAUUAAUAUUUGACAAUCUAUAUAUAAUUUUAUUUAUAUAUUAUAAUUAUAAUUAUAAUUAUUGAUAAUAUGAUUAGAUCAUUUUUCUUAUAUUUAAGAACUUGUUGACUAUUGAUACACUUUUUUAGUUUAAAAUUGAUUAAAUGAAUUAUGUGUGCACUUUUUUACGCUGUGAUUAUAGUUUGGUGUUGAAAUAGAGAUUAUAUUGUGUAACAAAAAAUAUUGGAGGAAAAAUAUAUAAUUAAAAGUGCUAAAAUAUGUAGAAUUGGCGUCUGACGUUACGAUAUUGUUAGAAAUUUAAACAUAAACGGACCAAUAUUUUUUUUCUCGCUUUCAUUAUCAAUUAUUUAUUAAUAUUAUUGUUAUUAUUAUUAUUAUUAUUAUUAUUAUCAUUAUUAUUAUUAUUAUUAUUAUAUAAUGGUACAUUAACAAACAAGAGAAAGAAAAUGAAAAAAAAAAAAAAAUUUCUCGUCAGCUUCAUUUAUAUUCACUAUUUUUUUCUUAGUAGUGACUUUAAUUAAAUUCAUGACUGAAAAUUACGAAAAAUGUUUGGUCGUUCUUUUUAAAAUAUGGUGAAUAAAUUGUAGCCUUUCUUACUUACCAUGAUACGUGUAUAUUUGAAUGUAUAUAAACAAGUUGGGUAAAAUUAAAUGUCGACGAAAAGUAUAAAUCUACUUUUAAUUCUAACGAAUAAAACGAAACUAAAUAAUAAAAAUAAUAAUAAUAACAAUAACUCAUCAAGUAGCGUAAACGUCUGAGCAUUUUUUGUCUGCGGGCAGUAAAUGAUAACAGUGGAGACUGAAAGAAUGUAAAAAAAAAAAAAAAAAAAAAAAAUAACAAUACAAAAAUGGAACGAAUGAUUUUAUUCAAAUAUACAGCGAGCCCAGGAAUAAUAAUAAAGAUAAAAUCUUAAUUUUAAAUUGUUUAUUGAUUAACUUUAAAAUAGCAUUAAUUAAAUAAGCUAAAAACUUGUAAGAAGUAUGGCGAUCGUUAUAGUCAUCCAUCAAUGCAAUCAAUAUUUAAUUUUAAUUAUUAUUAUUAUUACCGCAACUACAAUAAGAAUUAUAUAUAUUUUAUUUGCACAAAAAAAAAAUAAUCUAUUGACUAGCUCUGCUAUUUUAUCUUUUAUAAUUUUUAUCACGACUCAUCAAUAUCAUUAAUAAAUGUUUAUUGAUAUGAUUAAUAUACAUGUAUCGAUAAUAUUAAUGUUGAUAUAAAUUAAUUAACUAUUUCUUGUGAUUAUCUAGACAUAUGGAAUGAAUAUAAGUAUCGUUUAGUGUGUAGAGCCACCAAAUGGCAAAAAAAAAAAACAAUUAUAUAUAAAUAUAAUACACACUUAAGAAAAAGAGAUUACCAAAAUCGUAUCUCGUAUAUACAUAGUAUAUUAAUAUUAAUAAUAAUAAUUCAGAUUGUCGUUUGCAAAGAGUAUUUUUAAAGUAUUUUCAAUUAUUUUUAGUAUUACGCCAACUGUGGUGUUAAAUACAAGCGAGUCAAAGAAUAAAUUUUCUCAUAAAAAAAUAUACAAAAUGCAUAAUAAAUAAAUAAAUAAAUAAACAAAUAUAUCAU
Molecule: messenger RNA, 3330 nt
Organism: Cotesia glomerata
Lineage: Eukaryota; Metazoa; Arthropoda; Insecta; Hymenoptera; Braconidae
Gene: dnr1
Product: E3 ubiquitin-protein ligase MYLIP
Exons: 7
Biological process (GO): ubiquitin-dependent protein catabolic process
Cellular component (GO): cytoskeleton
Molecular function (GO): ubiquitin-protein transferase activity
Source: RefSeq, a predicted model, not a curated record